Molecule: messenger RNA, 2067 nt
Organism: Chanos chanos (milkfish)
Lineage: Eukaryota; Metazoa; Chordata; Actinopteri; Gonorynchiformes; Chanidae
Product: galectin-3-binding protein A
Exons: 5
Coding region: 36-1772 (578 amino acids)
Cellular component (GO): membrane
Source: RefSeq, a predicted model, not a curated record
GUGUCUCUUGCAGUGUUGGAGAAGGGCUCUCUAAAAUGUUCGUGUUUAGAACCAGUUCCUCUUUGGUUCUCCUGCUGUGCCUCCAUGUCUUAGCAGUGUUCUCAGUGCGUCUGAAUCUUUUUGGUAAGAGCCAGGAGGUUGUGGCCCAGGAGGGGGCGCUGCGACUCGUUGGAGGCAAACGCUCCUCAGAGGGCCGUGUGGAGGUGUACCAUGAGGGAGAGUGGGGGACAGUCUGUGAUGAUAACUGGGAUUUAAAAGAGGCACAGGUGGCCUGUCGUCAGCUGGGUUACCUCGGGGCAGUUUCAGCUGAAGUAGCAGGGAAAUAUGGAGAAGGCACUGGGAAAAUCUGGCUGGAUGAUCUAAACUGUCAGGGAACAGAGAGCUCCUUGUCCAGAUGUGCUUUCAAAGGCUGGGCCAUAACUGACUGCUCUCAUAAAGAGGACGCUGGGGUAGUUUGUGAGACUGGUGAAGAACCAGGCGGUGAUCGUGAGUAUUCACUGGACCACAGUCUAGGUCUGUCAGAGGAGCUUGGGGCCCUUUUCGACAGUGGUGAAGGCUGUGACUUCCACAUCAUCAUCACUGGUCCCGGCCAGAACGCAGAUGUAAAAGAACAGAAGAUCUGUGUCCACCGCUUAAUUUUAUCUCUCUAUCCCCAGCUCAAAAUCACAAACUCCAGCAGUUUCACAGUGGAGAGCAGUGAGGCUUGUCACCCUCAUGUCUCCAGCUUCAUCAGGUACCUGUACUCUCGCAAGAUUGAUGUCACCCUGUCAUCUGCUCAGUGUUUCCAUCAGCUGGCCUAUGUCUUCGGAGUGAGGCAGCUUCUGGAAGAAGUGGGCAGGGUCUUUACUUUGCUGCUUCCAGAGGACAGCACCUUCAGUACCCAGGUGUCUCUGUACGAGUAUUCUGUUCGCACUGGGGACCUGGUGCUUCAGGAGAACUGUCUACAGUACCUCGCUUGGAACUACGAGGCCCUGAUAGACUCAGCUGCUGGGAACGAGAUGUCUUUGCAAUUGAUGGAGGCUCUUCUGGAGCGCUCAGAUCUGGUGGUGAGAGAUGAGGGUUACCUCCUGCAAAGCCUAGAGUCUUGGAUUCUGGCAAGGGACAGCACGAUCAGUCUUGAGGAACAGAAUUCCCUUCUGCGGCACAUCCGCUUCCCAAUGAUCCCCGCCGACAAUCUGUACGAUCUUCAGUUUACUUCCAAGUUGUAUGAAAGUCAAGAGGCUUUCUAUCGUGAUGGCAUGCUGCAAGGUUUUCAGUUUAAUGCUCUCUCUUUCUCCAAGCUGAGGAAGCAUGUGGACAAUGGGACAGAAGAGUUUCUGCCAAGGGUAUACACAGCUGAUCCAUGGAGUGUCACCCUUAACACCACCACUCGCAACUGGAAUCCCGGAUACGGGCAUUAUGACUACAGAUACAACUAUGGCAUAACUCAGUCAUUCACAACACCUGCCUUUAACACCAUGAUUUUUAAGUCCCGCACAAUCAGCUGGUAUGCACAGGUUUUUCUUAACAAGUACGAGUGUUCACAGCAUGGCUUUAUAUGUGACUCUGUCCCCGCAGCCCGUCUGUACCCACAGAGCUCUGUCUCUCAGUACAGUAGCAGUAUCCGCUUCAGCAACAGACUGCUUCUGAGGUGUGGAGAUAACAAAGUUUUCCACGUCCAGGAUUUCAAAAACAACGUGGCCGUGGUCCCCACAAAUGACAGCAUGGCCAUGACUAACCCAUGCCCUGACGCAUACAGCUUUCGCUUUGUUGUGCGUCCAGAGUAUAUCUGACAGUCGUAACUUUGUCUGUGUCAGAUGUUAGUCUGGUAGAUGCUUAUCAUCCUUAUGAUGAUUAGUUAAAUCAUUGAUUCCUUUUACUGAAUCUUUUCAAGAUCCUGAGCAUAUCAUACACGAGAUUGAUUUAGUUUAACAACAAUAUAUUUUGAAAUCUUUUGUCCAAUUUCAGUUGAUUUUGUUUUUGAAGCAAGAGCUUCAAAAAACAGAAUCUGAAUACUCAAACAUUUACCCUGCAAUGUGGUACUUUUAACAAUGCUUACAAAUGAAUAAACCUGUCUCUCAAAAUCUU